UUGAUGUAAAAUUUAGUUUCGCGAAGACCACACGAUGCGUGGACGUGCGUUAUUAUUUCGUAUUUAUUAUUUUUAAGAUGUAAACAAAGAGUUGUUAGUGAAAACAUCAGUCGAAAUGGCGAUACUUAUGCUUAAUAGUUCCUCAAAGGUGUUUUUCGUGCUGUGUUUAGUUUUCAAAAGUGCUGUGUCCAAUGAUUUUAUGAAUCAUUUACAAACGAGUCAUCAAAAUGUGCAUUGCACCCAUGAACACCCUAAAGCAGAUCAAGUAAUAAGGGGUGUCCACAUAGAACCAGCUCAUAUAGUUAGGAAAAGAAGUAUAGACCAACCGUUAAGAAUUAGUAUAUUUUAUGACCACUCUGUAUAUAGGUUAGAGCCCAAGAAAUUUGAAAUGAUCAAUAACACGAUCUUACCUGAAGCCGUCAAGUUCUGGGAAGAAGCACUUAAAGUAAGGAAAACUGGGGGACCAAUUCUGCUGAAUAGAAAAUGCCCAACGCGUCAAGUAUUCAUCCGUGGUGGUAGAUCGCACUGCAUAGACUCCUGCAGUGCGGAAACCAUGUGUGGGGAAGUGAAGGUACCGGAGCAUCAUCUCAAUCCAUGUCUGGUGUGCAACAGCACGGGCCACGACUGCCGUGAGCUGCCGCGGGACAAACUUAUACUAGACGAUGUGACUGCUGCGGAGGCCACGGUGAACGAGGCGGGACAGGAUACAACAGCGACAGAGAAAGGAGAAGAAGCAGAAGAGAGUCAGGAGGAGACGCUGGGAGUGGAGAAUACAGACUUUGUGCUCUACGUGAGCGCGGUGGAAACGGAGCGGUGUCGGCGCGGCCUCACCGUAGCUUACGCUUCACAUUGCCAGCAAGAGGCUGCUUUGGACAGGCCUGUAGCCGGGCACGCGAACUUCUGCCCGGGCGAGUUGUCCACCAAGUACCGUGACAUGCCGUCCGUACUGUCAACUGUCAAACACGAGAUGCUGCACGCGCUGGGGUUCAGCGUGUCACUGUUCGGAUUUUACAGAGAUGAAAACGGUGAUCCGCUGACGGACAGACGGCCGGACACCGGAAAUCCGCCGUUAGACGAAGAGCUCCAAAUACACAAGUGGUCGGAUCGCGUGGUCAAGAAUAUAACAAGAAAGCGAUGGAUGAUCCGAGGCGGUUAUAUGGAGAGGACUUUCCAUAUGAUUGUCACUCCCAGAGUGGUUCAAGAGGUGAGGAAACACUUCAACUGCUCGGAGCUGGAGGGCGCGGAACUGGAAGACCAAGGUGGAGACGGUACUGCGCUGACGCAUUGGGAGAAACGAGUCUUUGAGAACGAAGCUAUGACUGGAACACAUACCCAGAACUCAGUUUUUAGUCGGAUAACCUUCGCCAUGAUGGAGGAUACAGGCUGGUACCGGGCUAAUUACGACCACGCCGCGCCGUUGCACUGGGGCCGCGGGCUGGGCUGCAACUUCGCUAUGGCGUCCUGCAAGCAAUGGCUCAACGCGCAAAGGUUGAGCGAAACGGAUAAUACAACAGCGAUAGACGAUUCCAACGGAACUAUGGCGGAGGAACCAAGGAAGAACCCGGCGCCAUUUUGUGAACGCAUCAAGGGAGACCCGCUUCGCACAGAAUGUUCCCCUCGACGGAAUGCUGUGGUGCUAUGCAACCUAGUCCGCCAUGACACCAUACUGCCUAGGCAGUAUCAGCAUUUCGACAUUUUGCCUAACGUACCGGCCGGGGAGGAAGCGCGGUACGGCGGCUCGGUGUCCCUGGCUGAUUACUGCCCGUACCUGCAAGAGUUCACGUGGCGACACAAAAACGUGCUCAUCCGAGGCAGCCGCUGCUCUUACGAAGAGAAUACUCCGAACAGUGAAGUAAACUUUGCGCUAGAGAACUACGGGCCGCACUCAAAGUGUUUCGAUCACAGCGAUCGGGUUUGGGAACAGAAGUCCUGUAGACAAAUAAGAGAAUGGCAACACUGGGGAUCAGGGUGCUACAAGUAUAAAUGUGAAAGCGGACGAAUACAUGUUGUGGUGGGCAAUUACACAUAUACAUGUUACUUCGCUGGGCAAGUGUUGCAAGUGAGGAUAAUUCAAAAUGGCUGGCUACACCGUGGAGGAGUUGUGUGCCCGCCGUGCAGGGAGAUGUGUGGCGAGGAGUUCGCUUCGCGAGAGGAAUACUGCAAAGGUGGUGAAGAAGCACCUCCUCCGAAUCUAUAUCCAAACGACAUUCUAGUGUGCGCAGCUGUUAAACCGAUCUCAGCUACUGUGUUGCUGCUAGCGGCCAUCUUGUUUUCUCUCAUGAAUUGUAUGUGAUGGCGCGAAAACUUUGACAGUUAUGUGUUUUUUAAUCUGUGAAGAGACUAUUUUUUUAAUAUAUGUAAAUUACUACUACUACUGUAAAUUGCUACGGCUAUAUACGGAACAAAAUCAGAGUAAAAUGAACCAAAAGAAUAUUGUUUUAAAGUCGUUUUUUCAGCACUACCGAUUUUUGUUUACGACGUUCUCACUUAGGUUGCUGACAUCCACCAUGUUUAGAUGAAUUCCAACCUUAAAUAAACUCCUUUAAGUUCAUUUUACUCUGACUUUACCAUUGUUUCUAUGUUAGAUGAUUUAAAGUCGACUCUAUUGUAUCCAAACAACGGGUUAAUGUGCGCAGCUGUUAAACCGAUCUCAGAUACCGUGUUGCUGCUAGCGGCCAUCUUGUUUUCCCUCACAAACCAGAUGGCGCGAAAACUUAGUAUACAGUUACAGUACACUUAGU
Maniola jurtina (meadow brown) is the source of this 2741-nucleotide messenger RNA. RefSeq names its product leishmanolysin-like peptidase (gene Invadolysin). Gene Ontology annotation, molecular function: metalloendopeptidase activity. The record is from RefSeq and is a predicted model, not a curated record. Lineage: Eukaryota; Metazoa; Arthropoda; Insecta; Lepidoptera; Nymphalidae. Gene Ontology annotation, cellular component: membrane; cytoplasm. Gene Ontology annotation, biological process: proteolysis; cell adhesion. The transcript is spliced from 20 exons. Bases 116 to 2293 code for a protein of 725 amino acids.